Molecule: messenger RNA, 588 nt
Organism: Anarrhichthys ocellatus (wolf-eel)
Lineage: Eukaryota; Metazoa; Chordata; Actinopteri; Perciformes; Anarhichadidae
Product: ankyrin repeat domain-containing protein 10-like
Exons: 3
Coding region: 181-588 (135 amino acids)
Molecular function (GO): protein binding
Source: RefSeq, a predicted model, not a curated record
AGACCGAAAUGAAAAGCCUCGAUAUGUGCCUGUGCUCCCAGGAUUGAUCCCAGUCCCGCUGCCAGAAUCCAGUCCGGGUUUUGUGACUCUCCAGGCUGAAGAGGCGCUUAUCUCCUCUUCCUUUGUGUUUGAACCGUUUGGGUCUGAGGGACCGGGACUCUGGACAGAAACGUCUCACUGAUGUCGGAGGGACCAGGACUCGAUGUGUCGACUGAGGAGCUGUUUAUCAACCGGUUUCCCGUCCACCGCGCAUGUCGGGAUGGAGAUGUCGGAGCUUUGGUCUCUCUGAUCCAGCAGCUCUCAAACCGGUCUCAUCUGACCGUGGAGGACUCGAGCUACGGAUGGACCCCCUUACACUGGGCUGCUCACUAUGGACAGCUGGAGUGUGUGGUGCGCCUGGUCCAGAUGGGCUGUGAGGUGAACACCGUGACCAGCCGCUUCAACCAGACGCCGGCGCACACGGCCGCGUUUGGAGGACAUCCUCACUGCGUGGUGUGGCUGACUCAGGCUGGAGCUGACGUCAACAGCCAGUGGGGUUGCCAGGUCACUGCUGAAGUCAACCCAGGUGUCUCGAGGGUGAAAUGGUGA